AGAUGACACUCCCCAUGUCCCCAACGAGCAGCUUGGAGAAGAAAAAGUUCUGCACAUAAUAGGAAAUCUGACUGCUCUGAUAAAAGAGACAUUUCCAGGUACUAAAGUCUACGCGGCGAUGGGCAAUCAUGACUUCCACCCCAAGAAUCAGUUUCCUGGGAAGGAGCACAGGAUCUACACCCAAACAGCAGAACUGUGGCGGCCCUGGCUGAAUGAUGCCUCUGUUCCUCUCUUCAGGGCAGGAGCUUUCUACAGUGAGAAGCUGCCAGGCCCAGGGACCAGGGGACGGGUGAUUGUCCUCAAUACCAACCUCUACUACAACCAGAACAACGAGACAGCUGCUGAGGAGGAUCCUGGGGGGCAGUUCCAGUGGCUGGAAGAAACACUCACCAACGCCUCUAGAGCAAAUGAAAUGGUGUACAUCGUGGGACAUGUCCCUCCUGGCUUCUUCGAGAAAAAACGAGGCAAGGCCUGGUUCCGGGAGGGCUUCAAUGAGCACUACCUGGAGCUGGUGCGGCGGCACCACGGGGUGAUCGCUGCCCAGUUCUUCGGGCACCACCACACUGACAGCUUUCGCAUGCUUUACAGCCAUACAGGUUCUCCAAUCAAUGUCAUGUUCCUGGCACCUGGAGUGACUCCCUGGAAAACAACAUUACCUGGAGUGACCAAUGGAGCAAACAACCCCGGGAUCCGGGUGAUCGACUACGAUCCAGACACCCUUCAGGUGUUGGACAUGGUGACUUACUACUUGAACCUCACUCGUGCCAACACGAUGGGCUCACGGGGGGAGGAAGAGUCCCCGGUGUGGGAGGAGGAGUACAGGCUGACUGAAGCCUUCCAGGUGCCCGAUGGCUCCGCGCGCUCCAUGCACGAAGUGUUGGAGAGGCUCUCAGAGGACACACACUACCUGCAGCAGUACUAUGAGUUCAACUCUGCCAAGUACGACCUGGCCCCAUGCAAGCAGAGCUGCCGUGUGGAUCACCUUUGUGCCAUCAGGGAGGUCGAUUUUGCCAAGUAUGAGGAGUGUGUUGAAUCCAGCAGCUCUGGCUCUGCCACCAGCAGCCUUUGGCUUUUGGUUUUCUGCAUGUCCCUAGGACUGCUCAGGCCCUAG
This is a messenger RNA of Acanthisitta chloris (rifleman), 1111 nucleotides long. RefSeq names its product sphingomyelin phosphodiesterase, acid-like 3B (gene SMPDL3B). The transcript is spliced from 6 exons. Lineage: Eukaryota; Metazoa; Chordata; Aves; Passeriformes; Acanthisittidae. The record is from RefSeq and is a predicted model, not a curated record. The annotation marks the transcript as partial. Gene Ontology annotation, molecular function: hydrolase activity.